GGGAUCCUCCAGCAUGGAGGUAUGGGUCGUCACCCAUCCUACGAAACUCUCGGAACCUCUUUACCAACGCGGCCUUAGCUUGGUGGAUGAUGACUCUGUGGCCCGCAUUAAGCGGUUCUUCCGCAGAGAGGACUCUUGUCGCUGCCUCAUUGGUAGACUGCUCCCUCGAGUGCUCCUCAGCGAGCGAGGCGUCCCCGCCAAGUCCAUAACAUUCGACAAAACGGACGCUGGCAAACCGUACUUUACAACGCCAGAUCUCAACCCCCGCCUUGCCUUCAACGUAUCUCAUGACAAUGAACUCGUGGCCAUGGUCCUCGGCCCACUGGACUCGAAUACCGACGUGCAUGGCGAUGGCGAUUCUGCGCGAGCCGGUCGUCUCGGCGUCGACAUCAUGAAGUGUCAACUCCCGCUGCGAGUGCCCUUUCGCAGCUUUGUACGCACCGUAGGAGAGGCGCUGACCCCCUCCGAAUCCGCCUUCCUCCUCGAUCCAUCCAAGCCAACACACGAAGCGCUAAAGACCUUCUACCAAAUCUGGACGCUCAAAGAAGCAUACACGAAAGCGCUCGGACUUGGGCUCGGUUUCGAUUUCGCUCGGAUCGAAUGCGUUAGCGUCGAUGGGACGUUCACUGUGGAUGGGAAGGUACCUAGAGGUUGGGAGGUGAGUCUGUUUGAGGUUGAGGUGGUGGGGAGUGGGGUGUAUGUUGGUGUGGCGGCUCAGUGCACCGGUGGGGACGGGGAGACUGUGACGAGGACGGUGGGUUCGGAGGGAGAGGGAGAGGGAGGGUGUAAAGUCGUUGAGAUUGAGGCGGGGAUGUUUUUGAGGAGGGCGGUGAGGACGUUGACGGGGGAAGAGUGUACCGUUUAG
Stereum hirsutum FP-91666 SS1 is the source of this 865-nucleotide messenger RNA. Its product is annotated as 4'-phosphopantetheinyl transferase. Bases 14 to 865 code for a protein of 283 amino acids. The transcript is spliced from 6 exons. Gene Ontology annotation, cellular component: cytosol. NCBI's taxonomy places the organism in Eukaryota, Fungi, Basidiomycota, Agaricomycetes, Russulales, Stereaceae. The record is from RefSeq and is a predicted model, not a curated record. Gene Ontology annotation, molecular function: magnesium ion binding; holo-[acyl-carrier-protein] synthase activity.